Molecule: messenger RNA, 2314 nt
Organism: Chelmon rostratus (copperband butterflyfish)
Lineage: Eukaryota; Metazoa; Chordata; Actinopteri; Chaetodontiformes; Chaetodontidae
Gene: foxi2
Product: forkhead box I2
Exons: 2
Coding region: 34-1233 (399 amino acids)
Biological process (GO): cell differentiation; anatomical structure morphogenesis; regulation of transcription by RNA polymerase II
Molecular function (GO): DNA-binding transcription factor activity, RNA polymerase II-specific; RNA polymerase II cis-regulatory region sequence-specific DNA binding
Source: RefSeq, a predicted model, not a curated record
CAGCAUUUCCUUUGGGAUUUCCCGCGGGGAGUGAUGAACUCCAUCGACCCUCAGUCCCAUCACCAGCACCACCAACACACCUCCCCUACCGUCGGCUCUCUCCCACCUAAAGGCGCCCAGGAGGCCCCGGACAUGGCCGCUGUCUACUGCGACAACUUCAGCAGCAUGUACCACCAGCAGAGCCUCCAGGGCGCACAGAGACCCGCCGGCUACGGCCUCGGAGAUUACGCGUCGUCUCCAAACCCGUACCUGUGGCUCAACGGGCCGGGCGUCAAUUCCUCCGCGUCCUACCUGCACGGGAACAACCCGGCGUCGUUCAUCCCGCCCUCCUACGGCUCGCAGCGGCAGUUCAUAACGAACUCACCUGGCUUCGGCGGGCCCGACCUGGGCUGGCUGUCCAUCGCCAGCCAGGAGGAGCUGCUGAAGCUGGUGCGGCCGCCGUACUCCUACUCCGCGCUCAUAGCCAUGGCCAUCCAGAAUGCGCACGAGAAGAAGCUGACCCUGAGCCAGAUCUAUCAGUACGUCGCCGACAAUUUCCCCUUUUAUAAGAAGAGCAAAGCCGGCUGGCAGAACUCGAUCCGGCACAAUCUGUCUCUGAACGACUGCUUCAAGAAGGUGCCGAGGGACGAGGACGAUCCAGGAAAAGGAAACUACUGGACGUUGGACCCGAACUGUGAAAAGAUGUUUGACAACGGAAAUUUCCGCAGGAAAAGGAAAAGACGGUCCGAUCCCAGCAGCGCAGGGGGAGCGGCGGUGGCAGCCGCGGCAGGGGCCACAAAAGUGGAGGAUGGCAGGCAAGCGGUGGCGGCCUCAUUGAAGCCUUCCGACAGCCCUCAGCUCCUGGGGCCGUCCUCUCCGGAGAUGGAGGCGAUGAACGAGAACCACAAGAGCUCGUCGUCGUCCUCGCCGCCCGGACUGGCCUCGGCAGCCCCUUGUUUUAAUAACUUUUACAGCAGCAUGUCCACGCUCGGCUCGGGGGCCCCCAGCCGGCAGGGGUCCCUGGGACUGGUGAACGAGCUGUCGAAUAGGAACAUUACGGCCCUGAGCCCGUACCACCUGAACCACGGCGGGCAGGACACGGGGACGUCAGAGCACGGCGAGGGCUUGCAUUUCAACCGUGGAGUGUACUACAACACGUUUGGCGGCGGGCAGAGCGGACAGUUCAACAGUCACUUCUACAACAGCUUCAGCGUCAACAGCUUGAUUUACCCGCGGGAAGGCACAGAGCUAUAGGAGCUGAUUCAGCACGCCGUCCUCCGGUUCAGGGCCUCGCCGCUCGGCGAAUCCCCCCCGAAACACACAAAAACACACAUGCAUGCGUUUCGGCAGAGAGGUCAGAGUGCAGGCUGGGUAGCAGCUUCUCUGCAUCACGAACACUGUGCAGUUCACUGGAGAGAUUAGACGACGACAGAGCAUUUUAGCUAAACUUGAUUCAACUUGACGAGCACUCAAACGGAGGAAACAGCCGCCGGAAAGUCAAACAACAAGCGAGCACUUAUCUUUUUUCUCCUUUUUACCACUGUAUCAAAGCUCCUACUUUGCUCUUAACGCUAAAUAUACCUGCAAAGUACGACGACCACUGAGCACAUGUGUCUUUUCUCAUAUUCUCAACACCUUUUUCUUUUUUUUUUACCUUUUUUGGCAGUUUCAACAGGAACUCUCCCUGUUCUUGUGGUCGAAACCACUCUGUCAUGUUUAAGAUGUAAAUGUACAUUUGAUAGUUCGCCAGUUUUGCCAAAUCUAGCCCAUAUUUCUUUGGAGUGGCCAAAUUCUUACAGCUGAUCGCAAAUGUUGAAACAACUCGAGCCUGCCAAAGUUGCCUUUGUGAGACCGCCAUUACCUCAAAAUGACAAUCACAUGAGAUGAACGUGCCCUGCCAUGAAGGGUUCACCUGUAUACCCACACAGUUUCCAAAUGCAGUAACAAUUGAUUUAAUACCAAUAUGAUCCCAGACAGGGCUUGCCUUAUUUUUAUAUCCUCCAUGUUGACUAAAACCACAGCACUAUGGCUCAUGUAAAUACAUGUGGACUUGAAAAUGUGUAUUUUUGUAAAUUAUAAAGAUAGUUUGUGACUAUUUAUGCUAUUUAUGCUGAUAGGCAUUGUUUUCUACUGUUGUCUGAACAUAGUUUGAUUCAAGCAGAAGUGAAUGAUAUUAGCUUACAAAAUACGCCGAAAACAGUAUCACUAAAAACCCAGAUGUCAUAAAUAUACUAUAUCUUUAUUAAAAACUAUAUGCUAUAUCAUGGUUUCUCUCAGGAUUCAGUGUGACAAUCAUUGAAUGGCUUUUGUAUCUAUUAUUGUCUUUUUUUUAAUC